AUGUCAGGAGGAGUAGACUCCAGUGUUUCAGCAUACCUUUUGCAAAGGCAGGGUUUUAUUGUCGAAGGUGUUUACAUGCGCAAUUGGGAUAUAGCCGAUGAAGAGGGUGAAUGUACGAGUGAUCAGGAUUGGCAAGACGUACGGAUGGUCUGUGAUCAGUUAAAAAUACCAUGUAGGCAGGUCGAUUUUACAAAAGAAUAUUGGGUGCAUGUAUUCGUAAAGAUGAUAGAAGAUUAUGAAAGUGGAAUAACGCCGAACCCUGAUAUUACAUGUAACCGUAAAAUCAAGUUCGGAUGGUUUUUGGACAGAUGUCUUAACUCGAUUCCUGAACGAGACAAAAGUUCAACAUGGGUUGCGACAGGUCAUUACGUUCAAAACGAAAUAACUGAUUCAGGAAGAAUAAAAUUGUUAAGAGGUGCGGAUUCUAAUAAAGAUCAAAGUUAUUUCCUGUCAACUGUUCCAGAAGAAAAAUUCAGAAAUGUAAUAUUUCCGGUGGGGCAUCUGCUGAAAAAAGAAGUUAGAGAAAUAGCAUUAAAGGCAGAUCUUAUUGUUGCAUGCAAAAAAGAAAGCAUGGGAAUUUGUUUUGUGGGAAAAAAGAAGACUUUUUCAAAGUUUUUGGAACAAUAUAUUGUAAGUAAGCCUGGUGAUGUCAAAACUCUUGAUGGUGUAGUUAUUGUGAAAGAUUUUGGUAAUUUAGGUCAGCACAAUGGUCAAUUUGCAUAUACAAUUGGACAACGUGCCAGAAUUAAUGACAAAUAUAAGUGGUUUGUGCAUAGGCGUGAUAGCAAGGAAAACACUUUGAUCGCAGUCCCUGGAUCGGAUCACCCAGCAUUCUUCUCAAAAGGACUCAUCGCCAAGGAUUGGAUAUGGAGUUGGAAUGAACCUCCCGAAGGAAUUAGAGAAGGUGUUGAACUGUUGGGUCAAGUUAGAUAUCGACAAUACCCAGGCAUGUUAUUUAGAUUUGAAAUUUUUCUAAAUAUUAAUAAUUCGUGUAGACCAGACGAUAGCUACAUCGUCGAAUUUCAAGAGCCACAAUGGGCAAUAGCACCCGGACAGUACGUUGUUGUCUGGAAAGGUGAUUGGUGCCUUGGUGCCGGAGUUAUACAUGAUACAAUUGAUUGA
Messenger RNA from Acaulospora morrowiae, 1122 nucleotides. NCBI's taxonomy places the organism in Eukaryota, Fungi, Glomeromycota, Glomeromycetes, Diversisporales, Acaulosporaceae. The record is from the annotation of a GenBank genome assembly.